This is a messenger RNA of Lactuca sativa (garden lettuce), 837 nucleotides long. RefSeq lists its product as uncharacterized. Lineage: Eukaryota; Viridiplantae; Streptophyta; Magnoliopsida; Asterales; Asteraceae. The record is from RefSeq and is a predicted model, not a curated record.
AUGAUUGAAACUGAGAGAUUGUAUUACAUACAUAGGCAACAACAUGUUCUUAGAUGUGAGUCUUAUGGGAAUUUACGUAACCAAAAAGCUCAAGAAACUAUAGAUAUCUCCAUCGUCGGCCAGCGUGUGAUAUUACCUUCAUCUUUUACUGGUGGUGUGCGCUAUAUGCUGCAGAACUAUUUGGACGCCAUGUCAUUAUGUAAAUGGUUUGGAUAUCCUGAUUUCUUCAUAACCUUUACGUGUAAUCCCAAAUGGCCAGAGGUUAAAAGGUUUCUUAAAGAUACUUCACUUCAGCCAGAAGACAGACCUGAUAUACUAUGCAGGUUAUUCAAGAUCAAGCUUGAUGCAUUUAUUAAACACUUAAGGGAGAAUAAAAUUUUUGGCAUAGUUCAAGCAGUUGUUUAUACAAUUGAAUUUCAAAAACAAGGUGUGAAGUUGGAUAAUAAAAAUGUUGUCCCUGACAACAAAUAUCUAUUGAAAAGAUAUCAAGCACAUAUUAAUGUUGAGUGGUGCAAUCAGGGUUCUUCUAUAAAGUAUUUAUUUAAAUACAUAAACAAGGGACCUUAUAGAGCUACAGUUGGCAUUGUACGAAGCAAUAACGAUUACCAUACUAAUGAUGCAGUUGAUGAAAUAAAUGAGUACUAUGACUGUAGAUAUUUAUCUGCUUGUGAAGAAUCAUGGCGAAUUUUUAAAUAUGAUGUUCAUUACAGAUAUCCUUCUAUUGUUAGACUGACUUUUCAUCUUCCUGGUCAACAACAAAUUAUAUAUGGGGAAGACGAUGAUACUGACGAUGUUCUGCACAAACCUUAUGUUGCUUCUUCAAUGUUCACAACUUAG